AUGCUCAACUGGAUUUUUUCAAUCUUCAUUCUUGCGAUUUCCUUGUCGAUCACCAAUGCGGAGGAGUUGACAGAAAACGGAAGAGUUGCUGCAUGGAUCAUUAUUCUGGGUGUCUGUGGCGGAAUUGCCGUUUCGGCGUCGAUUGCUGGAGGCGUUUUUAUGAUGAGAAGACGUCAACAACAGAAUGAGAUUAUUGUGGUUCGGAACGUCUAUAUUAAAGUGUCGUCUCGCGAGAAUCUUCUCGCUUAUGCUCGCCUCGUCCCGGCCCGGCGCGGCUCGCAUAGGUGCUCGGCUCGUCUCGUUCUCGUAGCUGGCGCUUUUCAUUUGAGGUGGAAAAAAAAUAAUAAUAAACGAUUGAGAGAUAUGGGUAUUAGUACACGUUGA
Messenger RNA from Caenorhabditis remanei, 384 nucleotides. RefSeq lists its product as uncharacterized. The record is from RefSeq and is a predicted model, not a curated record. NCBI's taxonomy places the organism in Eukaryota, Metazoa, Nematoda, Chromadorea, Rhabditida, Rhabditidae. The transcript is spliced from 2 exons. Bases 1 to 384 code for a protein of 127 amino acids.